This is a messenger RNA of Ostertagia ostertagi, 1365 nucleotides long. Lineage: Eukaryota; Metazoa; Nematoda; Chromadorea; Rhabditida; Trichostrongylidae. The record is from the annotation of a GenBank genome assembly.
AGAAUUCCAGCUGAGACCACAAAGGUGACUACUCGUGAGGCGGUCAAUACUACCACAACAGCUUCCACAUCCACGACAACCUCAACAGUGACAACGAGUGCCCCAACCACCACGUUUACAACGACAAUUGCAGCAACGGUUACUUCCACUCCUAUGACGACUACAACGAUGACGUUGGGUCGUUCCACCACAUCUGCACCUACGACGACUACAACCACGGCGUCAUCGACUCCUAAUAACACGUCUACAACGACGACAUCGGCACCUACGACAUCAUCUGCAACCAUGGUGCUUAUCCUGAGCCCCCUGUUAAGAACGUCUACUGCGACGGUGUCUACCACAGAUACCGGAAACUCUGAGCCUCCUCGAGAAACAACUACCAUGCCCACUUCAACUGAUUCCAUUACAGAUACAGUCGGCUCCUCGACAUAUGUUGAGACAGAGGCAUCUACCCCUACAGCUACUACCAUAACAUUUGAGAAUAGACCUUCAGAAGGACCACUGCCUGCUGUAACCACCACCGACGCCAUGCCAGACACAACUGAUCUUGAAAUGCCAACGGAAACUAGUAUUUCGCCAAGUACAACAAUCGAAAGACGUUCGGAGCCACCACAAACGACCACUAUGUCUUCUUCGACUGAAUAUUUCACUGAUUUCUUCACUCCUUCGACAGAAAUCUCAUCAGAAUCAGUUCCUACAUCAAGACCAACAACCAGGCCUUCUACUGAGCCGUCAACUGAGACCACAAAGGUGACUACUCGUGAGGCGGUCAAUACUACCACAACAGCUUCCACAUCCACGACAACCUCAACAGUGACAACGAGUGCCCCAACCACCACGUUUACAACGACAAUUGCAGCAACGGUUACUUCCACUCCUAUGACGACUACAACGAUGACGUUGGGUCGUUCCACCACAUCUGCACCUACGACGACUACAACCACGGCGUCAUCGACUCCUAAUAACACGUCUACAACGACGACAUCGGCACCUACGACAUCAUCUGCAACCGUUGUUUUGUCGACGACAACGACUACUAUAGAUCUAGGCAGCUGUCGUGCGUGCAGAAAUAUGGUAGCAGUUUCGUUGAGUCAACCUGAUUCUUAUGAUGCUAUGAUGGCUGAAGAAAACGCCACAUUAUACAUCAAUCGACGAACUCCUUUAGUCACUGGCGUAGGAUCUCACCUGGCGAAUUUUACAUGCAGUCGGAACGGCCAAUGGACCACCAGUAACGGAGUCGUGGUCAAUAAUGUGUCCUGUCUAGUACAAGAGACACCAAACGAGGUGACUUCAUAUCCGGAAAAUCCGAUCACUACUACACGGCCAACUACAACAACCACAACAACAGCUCGACCACCUGGAACA